AUGCCGCGAGAGCACCACUUGCUGCUUCCGACGGGCAAGGCAACCAUCGUGUGGUCCUUCGAAGGACGGGCGUACAUCGUGGAGGUGAGUGGAAGAGACCCGCUGGCGCGACGGCAGUUCAUAUAUAACACCCGACGAGGAGGAGGAGGAGCCCAACGGCGCCGGUGGUUGAGGAGCGUGUUCCUCAGUUUCUCUGCCACUGCAGGCGUGGUUGAGGAGCAAGUUACUCGGCUCCUCGGCACUGCAGGUGCCGUGGGCAGGGAGGAGCACGAUGGGGGCCUGCAGGAGGUGAGGGCCGGCGAUGCGAGGUUGCAGGCGGAGUGCGCCGUGUGCCUGCAGGAUUUCCGCGCGGAAGACGCGCUCAGGGCAAUGCCCUGCUCCCACGCCUUCCACCAGGACUGCACCUUCCGUUGGCUCCGGAUUAGCCGCGUCUGCCCUCUCUGCUGCCACGCACUGCCCACACAACAGCAGGAGGACGACGAGGAGGAGGGAAAAUUACCAGCAGUCGAGCAGACAGGUACCAGAGCGGCGAUCAUCAUGUAUAGAGAUGGAAGCCGUAAGAUAUGAUCCACCUUACGGUGUCGAAGGCUCUUGCA
Phragmites australis (common reed) is the source of this 596-nucleotide messenger RNA. RefSeq lists its product as uncharacterized. The record is from RefSeq and is a predicted model, not a curated record. Lineage: Eukaryota; Viridiplantae; Streptophyta; Magnoliopsida; Poales; Poaceae. Bases 1 to 567 code for a protein of 188 amino acids. The transcript has a single exon.